AUGAAAUAGAUCUAGUCAAAAAAAAAAAAGAAAUAGAUCUAUAGAAGCAAGAACCAAAAGAUACGAUUCGAGACGCCGCCAAGCACCAGAAGGGCGCGUGGGUCGUGAGUCGUGAAGUAUGGCGGACGACGAAUUCGCCGAUGAACUGGAGCCCUUGUUUGAUUACAGUCGCGUUCAGCCCCCCGUCAUUCCCCUCGACGAUGCAGAUGAUGAUGAUGAUAAGGAUGCUGUUCCCCCCAAGAAGGGAAAAGCCUCUCAUGAUCCUGUUGUGCCUGAGAAGAAGAAGACUGACGUGAAGCCGGUGCCGGUGGUGGAUAUUGACGAUGAGGAUGAUUGGUUGCCUCCUCCACCAAAGGUCUCCACUGAUGCACACAAGUCUAUUGAUGAAGAUUCAACACUCAAGAAGUUGAGAUUGAAGAAGCAAGAACUUCAAGAUUUGUUCAAAACUGUUGAGGAGUCUGAAAAAAGUGAAAUCUGUGAUUCACCGAAGUCUUCCAUGGAUGAUACAAGUGAGAAAACAUCAAAACCUGCAGAAAGACCUAAGAUUUUGAUCUCAAUUCAAGACAAGAGCGAAAAGAAGCCAGUUCGUGUGUACAGGGAUGACAAGUUUGAAAGGAUUUUCAAAAUGUAUGCUGAGAAACUGGGAUGUGAUCAAAACAAGAUAGUGUUAUCAUUUGAUGGUGAUAAAAUCAGUCCUUCCGAAACCCCGGAUACCCUUGGGAUGGAAGAUGGUGACAUGAUUGAAGUUCAUGUGAAAUCAAGCUGAUAUAGGGUCUAUCAAUCAGGGAUGCUCAUCCUGGCAUUUUGGAGCCUCUGUUUUUUGUCGUCAAGUGUUUUUAUUGUCAUCAUUGUGUCUCUGUAUUGUAGGAGAAAGCCGAACAUAUUGACAAUAUUUGACCUAAUUGUACAGCAUAUGUUUUUUGGGAACGUUUUAGCUAAAGUUUUUGGUAGAA
Messenger RNA from Arachis duranensis, 953 nucleotides. RefSeq lists its product as uncharacterized. Gene Ontology annotation, molecular function: protein binding. The transcript is spliced from 7 exons. The record is from RefSeq and is a predicted model, not a curated record. Lineage: Eukaryota; Viridiplantae; Streptophyta; Magnoliopsida; Fabales; Fabaceae. Bases 119 to 766 code for a protein of 215 amino acids.